GCCACCAUCCACCAGCACAAACCAGGUGUCUCCGCAUGGGUGUCUCCCCUCCAGUGGGAGGUGUCAUAGGACGCGGAGGGUUUGGCACAGUCAAAGUUGGACGUCACAAAGGUGUGAAGGUGGGAGUGAAGGUACUACGUGGAGGGAGGGCGGCGGCCUCUUCACAGAGAGAAGCCCACGCACUCUCGCUACCUCCCCACGCCCACCUGGCCUCCACCCACGCCCUCGUCACGCCCUCCACCACCACUGGCUAUGCUUGCAUCACCUGGGGUGUUACUUGCCUCAACAAUAUUAAAGAGAAAAACCAAAUCGUAUCCUACGAGGCUGCGGCGGCAAUGUUUUCUCUUCCUGUGGAGGAUGUUGUCAGGUGGGCGGGUGAUGCCGCGGGAGGAGCAUGGCGGGAGGCCUGGGUAGGCGGGGUGGUGAGUGAACUGUGCACGCCUCUCACACUGCUGACACUCAUCAACCAACCUGACUACGAACUCACCAUCCGGACAAAAAUCAGGUGGAUUCACUGGACACAAGUGGUAGCCAUUGUAGCUGUUUUCACAGGUGUGAAGGUGGGAGUGAAGGUACUACGUGGAGGGAGGGCGGCGGCCUCUUCACAGAGAGAAGCCCACGCACUCUCGCUACCUCCCCACGCCCACCUGGCCUCCACCCACGCCCUCGUCACGCCCUCCACCACCACUGGCUAUGCUUGCAUCACCUGGGGUGUUACUUGCCUCAACAAUAUUAAAGAGAAAAACCAAAUCGUAUCCUACGAGGCUGCGGCGGCAAUGUUUUCUCUUCCUGUGGAGGAUGUUGUCAGGUGGGCGGGUGAUGCGCGGGAGGAGCAUGGCGGGAGGCCUGGGUAGGCGUGGGUGGUGAGUGAACUGUGCACGCCUCUCACACUGCUGACACUCAUCAACCAACCUGACUACGAACUCACCAUCCGGACAAAAAUCAGGUGGAUUCACUGGACACAAGUGGUAGCCAUUGUAGCUGUUUUGUAUUUACUAUAAAUCUGUGUAUUUUAAUCCACUUUAUAGUUAUGACGCCGCAUAUUAAUGUGCUUUAAUCAUUAUUAUGGAUUACAGUAAUAUCCUGCGUUGAGCCUCAGUGUGAAUACUGAUCUCAGAUCCAGUUUGUUAAAAUAUACUGGUAAGUUAUAUGGUAUGCUCAAUAAUCGACAUGGAGACAUAAACUAGGAAGAUCAAUUGAUCUAUGUUGCAUAAUCUAUAAUAUUCAUGUUAAAUAUCAAAAUGGUGUAAAA
Molecule: messenger RNA, 1252 nt
Organism: Cherax quadricarinatus
Lineage: Eukaryota; Metazoa; Arthropoda; Malacostraca; Decapoda; Parastacidae
Source: RefSeq, a predicted model, not a curated record